Messenger RNA from Colias croceus (clouded yellow), 2164 nucleotides. Its product is annotated as esterase FE4-like. The record is from RefSeq and is a predicted model, not a curated record. Lineage: Eukaryota; Metazoa; Arthropoda; Insecta; Lepidoptera; Pieridae. The transcript is spliced from 3 exons. Gene Ontology annotation, molecular function: hydrolase activity. The coding region runs from base 169 to 1794 and encodes 541 amino acids.
ACACACGUACAUUGUUCUUUAUUGAAAUUAUAUAAUAACGAAUAAAUAAAUAAACGUAUAAAUUCGAAAAUCAAUUCAACGAAUCGAUAAAAUAUAUUUUUGACCGAAAAUUUUCAUCGAUAUGCACUUCAGUCGUGAUUCACCCGUGUUUAGGAUGUGUGUAUAAAAAUGUGUAACAAGUGGCUUGUGUUAUGGUCACUAUGGGCCUGUCAGUUUGUCCGCCAGCCGACUCUACCAGUGCUGGUGUCGAAUGGAGUGCUGAGAGGGUCUGUCGCACCCGAUGGUUCGCAUUUUAGAUACAGUGGGAUACCGUAUGCAGUUGCGCCGAAAAGGUUUGCGGCUCCUAGACCAGAACCAACAUGGCGAGGUGUGUUCGAAGCUACAGAAGAACAUAUCCGAUGUCCGCAGAGAAUCGGCAAGUCUUUAUUAGUGGGACAAGAAGACUGCCUGACUCUAAAUGUGUACACGCCUAUAACACAACAAAAAUCCCUACCUGUCAUGGUUUUCAUCCACGGAGGUGGCUUCUACGAUGGGUCCGGAACAGCAUCCAUUUUCGGACCACAUCACCUCGUAUCUCAUGAAAUUAUUCUAGUCACAAUUAAUUAUAGAUUAAAUAUACAGGGGUUUGCGUGUCUGGGGAUUAAAGAUGCUCCUGGAAAUGCUGGAAUGAAAGAUCAGGUAGCUGCAUUGAGAUGGGUAAAUAAAAAUAUCAAAGCCUUUGGAGGAGAUCCGGAUAAUGUAACAAUAUUUGGAGAAAGCGCUGGAGCCGGGUCUGUAUCCCUACAUAUUCUAUCUCCUAUGUCUAAGGGUUUGUUCCACAAAGCUAUAAUACAAAGCGGCUCGUCGACCGCACCCUGGUCCAUGCAAUUUAGGCCCUUAUUCAUGACAAGUUUGUUAACUAAAGUAAUGGGCUAUAAAACAGAAGAUGCGCAUGAGCUGUAUAAAAUUCUCAUGGAGAAAUCUGACGGAGAAUUGAUCAUAACGCGAGUGCCAAGAAAAGAAGGAAAUGUUAUUAUAAGCGAGUGUCUGUAUGUUCCGUGUAUUGAAAAGCAAAUAGAUGGUGAAGAACCAUUCUUGACUGAACUACCUCAUGAUAUAUUAAGGAAAGGAACUUAUAAUAAAGUGCCUAUUAUGAUCGGCUCCAAUAGUCACGAAGGAUACUUAUUUGCAGCAUUGGAAAAUGACACAACAAUACCCAAAAUUGAUUUUGAAAAGUCGCUGCCCAAAGAUUUAGUGAUACUAGAUAAAGAAACACGUGUAGAAGUAGCGAGAAAGUUACAGGAAUUUUACGUUAGAGGUGAAAAACCUUCGAGAGAAAAUAUUCUAGAAUGGGCAAGGUUCCAUGGUGAAAUAUAUUUUACCUAUCCAGUAUUAGAGGAAACUAUGCUGUAUUUGGAAACAAAUAGUGAACCAGUGUAUUCCUAUCUCUUCAAAUAUAGUGGGAAUAGGAAUUUUAUUAAAUUAUUAUCAGGGAAACCUUUCAGUACAGCUCCAGGAGCGACUCAUGCUGAUGAAUUAUUGUAUCUAUUCAGUCAGCAUUUCUUGGGGACAUUAUUUGAAAGCAAAAUGGUGGAUAGAAUGACCACAAUGUGGACGAAUUUUGCAAAGUAUGGCAAUCCAACGCCGAAACAAACAGAAUUAUUACCAUUACAAUGGCCGCCAACAACGAAGACAUCUUUACAUACUUUUGGUAUAGAUUCGGAACUUUCUAUUGAACCUUUAUGGAACCACGAAUCACUUAAAUAUAUAAGACAAAUCUAUUCGAAGUACAGGCGGAGAGAUACAAGGGAUUAGUGCAUUAGUUAAGACCUAUUCAGAUUAGAGCGGUAUCUUCUACCGCCGCGGCCGUGGGUAGCGGUAUAUAGCGGUAUACCGAUUUAAUAUCGCACGCGAUUAAAUAUCGUACCCAGUAUAUUAUAGAGACUCUAAUCGCGUGCCAUCGGGAUACCGCUACGCACGGCGGUAGCGGAUACCGCUUUAAUUCAUUUUAAAGCAAAAUACUUUAUAAUUAUCUUACAAGUAUAUAUAGUAGGAAUAAUAAUCUGGUUAGUAGCGGUUUAGGAUAGUAAAAAUCGUGACUAUUAGAGACGCGAUAAAAUAUAAUUCUGUAUUUAUACAUUGUUUACAUAAUAAUUAGUUCAAUUGGUGAAUAAAAGUGUUUUAU